Dendrobium catenatum is the source of this 1260-nucleotide messenger RNA. Its product is annotated as syntaxin-22. Gene Ontology annotation, molecular function: SNARE binding; SNAP receptor activity. The record is from RefSeq and is a predicted model, not a curated record. The transcript is spliced from 7 exons. Gene Ontology annotation, biological process: vesicle fusion; vesicle-mediated transport; intracellular protein transport. NCBI's taxonomy places the organism in Eukaryota, Viridiplantae, Streptophyta, Magnoliopsida, Asparagales, Orchidaceae. Bases 204 to 1025 code for a protein of 273 amino acids. Gene Ontology annotation, cellular component: endomembrane system; membrane; SNARE complex.
ACGAGCCACGGGGGAUUCGUGAAUGCUCUCUCGUCCGAGUUCAAGGCCCAUUAGAAUUUAGAAGAAGCUCGCUCUCAAUUCUGCGGGAUUCGAUUGAUCUCCCUUCGAAUCCGGCAGGCUCUUCCGUGCCUAGGGUUCAAAACCUUCUCUUUUUUUAUUCCUUUACUUGAAGCCUGCUUGUCUAAGCCGAAGACUAAGGAGAGAUGAGCUUCCAGGAUCUGGAAUCGGGCCGGUUGGCCACAAGUAGGAGGAAACUCAUCAACGGCAAGCAGGACACGACGCAGGCCGUAGCUUCUGGUGUUUUCCAGAUCAACACAGCCGUCGCCACCUUCCAGCGCCUUGUUAACUCUCUCGGAACACCUAAGGACACGCCCGUGCUUCGCGAGAAGCUGCACAAGACAAGGCUACAUAUUGGACAGUUGGUGAAGGACACCUCAGCAAAACUUAAAGAAGCCAGCGAAACCAAUCAUCAUGCAGAAGUUAGCCAAAGCAAGAAGAUCGCUGAUGCAAAGCUUGCAAAAGAUUUCCAAGCGGUGCUGAAAGAGUUUCAGAAAGUUCAAAAGCUUGCAGCUGAGAGAGAAACAGCAUAUACACCCUUUAUACGCGAAGCAGUUCUUCCUUCAAGCUACACUGCAAGUGAAGCUGAUAUUGGUUCUGAAAAAACACCAGAGGAGCGUGCUCUGUUAGUGGAAUCUAAAAGGCAGGAGGUAUUGCUAUUGGAUAACGAGAUUGCUUUCAAUGAAGCUAUCAUCGAGGAGCGACAGCUAGGCAUACAGGAGAUUCAACAGCAAAUUGGUGAGGUGAAUGAGAUAUUCAAAGAUCUUGCAGUGUUGGUUCAUGAUCAAGGAGUUAUGAUUGAUGAUAUCGACUCCAAUAUUGACAACUCCCGUGCGGCUACUGCACAAGCAAAAACUCAAUUAACCAAAGCAUCGAAGACACAGAAAUCAAACUCAUCUCUGGGCUGCUUGCUAUUGGUGAUAUUUGGGGUUGUCCUACUCAUAUUAAUCAUAGUCCUGGCUGCUUGAUGGGGUUAAAAUUGAUGUGAUGUGAUAUGAUCCAAUGCUGCUUGAUAUAUGGCAUCGGUUGUCUGGUGUGAAAUUAGCCUGGUUGCAAGGUUAUGUGGUUUUCUUGAUUUCUUUAGUGCCUUACUGCCUUGAUGUUUGCGUUGAGAUUGUUUACCCGUGUGAGUAAUUAAAAUUGAGCCCAUAUUACGUUUGUUAAUAUCCAUAAAAUAAAUAAUUUUCAGAUUUCAACACACAA